AUGGCGGAUUCACCAGACAACGUGCCGGGGCCGAAGAAGGAGGGGCAGAAGCUAUGGCUCUGGUCUCGGUCAAACCAAGGACCAGUCGGGGAGGGAGCUCCGGGCUCAGGGCCGACGACGACGACGACGGCAUCAUCACCGGAGCAAGCGAUAGCGGCCGCGGCAGCCGAAGCCAAUGCUGCCAAGCUGAACCCGACCGAGUUCCAGAAAAACUUCCCGACGCAGGACGGCAGCGCCGCACCCGGGUACCCAUCCAUCUCCGAGGCCGUCAAGUCCAUCAAGUCGGACGACUUUCUCUCCGUCACGCAGACACCAUGCGCACGGGACGGCUUUCUCACUGGCAUCGCCAGUGGUGCUGGCAUUGGAGGACUUAGAUAUGUCAUAGGAGGUUCACCCAUCAAAGCGGCAAACUGGGCCGUGGGCAGCUUCCUCGUGGGUUGCAUCGGCUCCUACGAGUACUGCCAGAUGAAGCGGCGGCAGGAGCGCGUCAAGAUGAAGAGGACGGUCGAGGUCUACCAGGAGUCCCUGGUGGACAAGAGGCGCCGGGAGAUCGAGCAGCUCAAACAGCAGGUCGAGCAAAAGAAUGCGGACGAGGCGGCCAAGGCCGCCAGCCAAAAGUCUUGGUACAAAUUCUGGUGA
Molecule: messenger RNA, 639 nt
Organism: Colletotrichum orchidophilum
Lineage: Eukaryota; Fungi; Ascomycota; Sordariomycetes; Glomerellales; Glomerellaceae
Exons: 2
Coding region: 1-639 (212 amino acids)
Biological process (GO): mitochondrial respiratory chain complex IV assembly
Cellular component (GO): mitochondrion; mitochondrial inner membrane
Source: RefSeq, a predicted model, not a curated record